This is a messenger RNA of Candidozyma auris, 1002 nucleotides long. RefSeq names its product alternative oxidase. The transcript has a single exon. The coding region runs from base 1 to 1002 and encodes 333 amino acids. Lineage: Eukaryota; Fungi; Ascomycota; Pichiomycetes; Serinales; Metschnikowiaceae. Gene Ontology annotation, cellular component: mitochondrion. Gene Ontology annotation, biological process: alternative respiration. The record is from RefSeq and is a predicted model, not a curated record. Gene Ontology annotation, molecular function: alternative oxidase activity.
AUGCUAUCCAUCAAUAAGCCAAUUGUAUCCAAGUUAGGAUUGUCCGGGCUUGCAAGCGUGUCGCUCCGCCCAAAUGCUUUUGCUCGUACCCUAAAGAUCAAGACAGAGCUCCUCGAGAACAACGAUAGACGCAAGCACAACGACACAAAAUUCAUCUCACAUCCCAUGUUUCCUCACCCAGAAUGGACAAAUGAAGAAGUGGAGAUGGUGACUCCUACUCAUCGUGUUCCAAAGAGUACCAUGGACAAGGCUGCACUCCGUGCUAUUACCCUGGUUCGUACACUUUUCGACAUUGCAACCGGCUACAAAAAGCCCAAAACACCCGAAGAAAUUGCCCAUCGUUUUGAAGGCACCAGAUGGGAGAUGAACGAAAACAAAUGGCUCACUCGUAUCAUUUUCUUGGAAUCUGUUGCAGGUGUCCCUGGUAUGACUGCUGCUUUUAUUCGCCAUUUGCACUCUUUGCGCUUACUCAAGAGAGACAAGGCAUGGAUUGAAACCUUGUUAGACGAAGCCUACAAUGAGAGAAUGCAUCUUCUUACAUUCAUCAAGAUCGGUAAACCUUCGUGGUUUACGAGAUUCUUCAUAUAUAUGGGCCAAGGUGUGUUCUGCAACAUGUUCUUCUUCAUGUACUUGCUUUAUCCUCGUUUCUGCCACCGCUUCGUGGGUUAUUUGGAGGAGGAAGCUGUUAGCACAUACACACAUCUUAUCAACGACUUAAAGGCCGGAAAGUUACCAAAGUUUGAUGAUGUUGAGGUUCCUGAGGUUGCCCAACAAUACUGGACAGAGCUCAACGAGAAAUCAACAUUUUUAGAUUUGGUAGAGAGAGUCAGAGCUGAUGAAUCGAAACAUAGAGAGGUCAAUCAUACGUUGGCCAACGUCGAUCAGAAGAAUGACAGAAACCCAUACGCGUUGAAGAUCGAGGGCACCGACAAGCCACAACCCGAGAAGGGUUUGAAAUCCAAGCACCCAGAAGGCUGGGAGAAAGAAGAUUUGAUUCUCUAA